UCCCUCAGCUCACUCCAGCACUCAGCAGCCCAACCAGCACUCGUUAAUCGAAACUCCCCAGUAAAAACCAACACCCUAACAGUAACAAUAAACAAUACAGUCAACAUGCAAGCCAGAAAGACCAUGCUUUCUUUCAUCUUGGUGGUGUCGGCGCUUGCCGGACUUGCCUCAGCCGCACCAUCUUCCGCAAUGGCCGCUGAUGGUGAAGGCAACAACUACUCCCACGCUGUUCUCCGGGCCAGGCGAAACGAAUCCCCUGCAUCCGAUGGUGAAAAGAAGACACCCAAUGCGAUUCAUCAGCUCGCCUGCGAAGAUGCUGCUAAAGCAGGCACUCCCGCGCCCGGCGACGCACCUAAGACACCCAAUGCCGUUCAUCAGCUCGCGUGUGAUGGUAGUAAGCCAGUCGCAGACCCUAAUGCCACUGCCGGCGGUGUCGACCCCACGAAACCCACCAAUUAGAGGAAAAAUGCAUGGUGAAUGACCUCACAUUGACAUCUCAAUCUAAAGAAUUGAUCGAUCAACUCGAUUCAGAGAGCUUUCCUCAUGUAUCCAAUCCCAUCAUCUUCCAUAGUAUUUAUAUCGUUAUGUAUAGCAACAUCAUCUCUCUCCAGCAAAAGAAAUGCCAAAAUCAGUAGGAGUAACACUAUCAUCUUGACCCAAAUCCGUUGUAUAUGAACCCCCUGCCCCCCAAGAAAUGUAUAAGCGAUUCCUUCAGACUCAAUACAUAUCAUCUUUUCUCAA
Puccinia graminis f. sp. tritici CRL 75-36-700-3 is the source of this 741-nucleotide messenger RNA. RefSeq lists its product as uncharacterized. The record is from RefSeq and is a predicted model, not a curated record. The coding region runs from base 106 to 459 and encodes 117 amino acids. Lineage: Eukaryota; Fungi; Basidiomycota; Pucciniomycetes; Pucciniales; Pucciniaceae. The transcript has 3 exons.